This is a messenger RNA of Gloeophyllum trabeum ATCC 11539, 2238 nucleotides long. RefSeq lists its product as uncharacterized. Gene Ontology annotation, molecular function: protein kinase activity. The coding region runs from base 1 to 2238 and encodes 745 amino acids. Lineage: Eukaryota; Fungi; Basidiomycota; Agaricomycetes; Gloeophyllales; Gloeophyllaceae. The transcript has 5 exons. The record is from RefSeq and is a predicted model, not a curated record. Gene Ontology annotation, biological process: protein phosphorylation.
AUGAGGCUCACAUCGAUUGCGCCAAAUACAAUGAAACGGUUCAAGACCUGGCUCCAAGCCGUGAAACCGAGCACGACACUUUCGACUGGGUUCUCCGAACGAGAGAUGUAUGAACCAUUAGUCGCGUCCCUCAACAACAUCUCCCGGACGAUCAUACCUGGACGACCAUUGCCAGUGGCGUUCCACAUAUGCGCGGAGAAACGACCAGAGGAGGUGAAAGGUGGCAUACGAGGAGCCCCAGAUCUAGUGGUAUUUCCUCAUGGUACAUCGGACGAUUACUGGGCGCGAGGUCUGGGCUUCGUAGAGGUCAAAACCGAGGAAAAUGAAGAUCCUUUCUAUGGUCAAGCGGAGUAUGCAGGGGAGCCCCCAAGUAUGACGGAGGCGCAGACCGAAACUUGGAAGCAACUGAGCGAAUAUGCCACCAUCGCAUUUCGUACUAUCCCCCGCUGCUUUCUCCUGGCUAUUGGCAUCUUUGGUGGCAAGGCACGCCUUUUCCGAUGGGAUAGGUCAUCUGUCAUAGUCUCGGACUCUUUCGACUACAAGGAGGAGCCCGCGCACCUGGCUUACUUUCUUACUGGUCUGGCGCGAUUUGGCAAUAGCGGGAUAGACACAACCGCGCACAUGCCCGUCACCUCCGAGGUUGAGAAGAAACUACUGGAAGCCCAAUUCGAGCGAGCGAAGGCUCUCGGUAUUUUUGAUGAAUACGAGGCUGCGCGUAGAGGGGCGGAUCUGAUUAGCGAAAGUACUCGCAUACAAGGCCGACGUCGGAGAGGUCAGCGUGGCGGCGAGAUCUACAUCACACUUGGACGACCGUUGUUCUCCAGCAGAUCCAUCAAGGGUCGCGGUACAAGGGUAUGGGUGGCUACGAAACUCGAACGUUUGGAUCGCGCGGGACGUUCGAGUGGCCGCCUCUUUAUCAUCAAGGACAGUUGGCGAGAGAAGGAUAGAUGGACCGAGGGGCGUAUAUACGACGCAAUCCGAGGCGAUGAAGAGGUCCCAGUAUUUGGCAUUGCUCGCUUUGAGGACGAGUUCGAUGUCGGUGACCAGGACCCCGUGGGAGUACACUACACGGCGGGUGAGCGAAUAAACGCGCAGAAGGGCAAGUCCGUUCAUGCAGAGCGUAUUCAUCAUCGCUGUAUCCUUGAGUCGGUCGGGAUUCCUAUCACGCGUUUCAAGUCGACGAAAGUGUUAAUGAUGGCUGUCCGAGACGCCGUGAAAGGUCAUCAGAAUAUGUGCCUCAAAGAUGUACUCCACCGGGACAUCAGUGUCAACAACAUUAUGAUAAGUGCCGACGACAUUGCCGAAGGAGGCGCCAUGGGCUUCCUCAUCGAUCCCGAACUAGCUGCGGUAGGUAGCAUGCCAGAUAUAGAGAAAGAGCUACGGUUUCUGACGGGCACGCUUCCAUUCACGUCUUUGGAUCGUCUCGAGAACGAAGAGAGUAAACAUGCCGAUUGGCACGAUCUUGAAUCAUUCUUCUGGGUCGUGUUAUUUGUUGUCCUCCGGCACACCAGCUGCUACUACACCAAGGGCGGAAAGAAAAUUGCUGGGGCCGAACAACUGCCGAGGUUAUAUGACAACAUUGAAAAUAUCUUUGCGAUCCGAAAGGACUUUCUGGAAACCAUCCUCAAAACCUUGGAGAUCAUCGGCAAUGCUCCUUUGACGGUUUGUCUCCGUCGGCUCGGCGAUCUGGUCCUCAGUCACUACCGCCCUGACAGGUCAAGAUAUGCCCAACACGAGCUGGACCUGCUCACUCACGACCGAGUCGUGUUCACAAUCCAGGAAGCUCUGGACUCGGAGGGCUGGCCGGACGAAGCGAAUGAUGGACCCCGUGUUUUCAAGAUGCUUGAUCGGACAAGUGUGAAGCAAAAUAAAGCCAUCGCUCUCUCUCUCCACCAGUCGAGGGCCGAGGGGCCCGACGAGAGCAAGCAAGCCCCAAAGCCUGGUCCCUCGCAGAAACGCAGGGUGGAAGAGCUCGAUGACGAUGAUUCCGAAGAAGACGUCGCACGUCCGUCCAAGCAAAUCCGAAUCCGAAAGGCAGGGCCACUUGCAGCCGCUAGCCAGAAACGAAAACAGUUGCCUCUGGAGGCAGAAGAAGAGGACGAGCCUCAAGCAUCGGUCAGCAAGAAGCCCCGUGUCCGACCGCCAAAGAAGGCAGCGCCUCGUCCUGCGAAGGCUCCCAAACCACCCGAAAGGCCGUUGCUACCGCUUCUCGAGUUCGGGAAACCACCUCGAGGAUAG